CUUCACCACAACGCAGGCACCGCACAGCGUCCAAGGACUUUCAGUCUCCACCUCAUGACUCCUCCACAAUGGACUACAAUGCCGCAGAUCUGACCUCCGUCCUCAGAACCCUCUCCGCCUUAUCCAACCAGCAACCACCACCACCACAACCACCUGCUGCAGCUCCCCCAGCUCCCUUCCAGAACAACACCUCUCAAUCCCACGGACUGGAAGACGAAGAAGAUCCCUACGAACCCUCCGAAUCUCUCCCCCACAUUCCCAUAGCUCCAAUUUCCGCCCCAGCAUCAGCACCAGCAACAUCCCCCCAAACCGCAACCUCAUCGCAGACCCGAGCAGCACCACCACAACCACAAUCGCAACCACAACCACCCAACCCCCAUUGGAAUGGCACCCCCGAAGAUACAUCGACGAUCACUACAUGGCCCUCCGCCCUCCGCUACGUCAUGCGCACUGUGGCCCAGAACGAAUCCAUCCAGCAACGGAUCCGCUGGCUCAUGCAGCGCCAACACGACCACGAGAAACAAUGGUGGCAGGGCCGCGAGGCUCUCCUCAAGAAACAAGCCUCCCGAAGUGAAAAGAAAAAGGAACUUGAUGCCGUUUUACGCUCCGUCGGCGCCCCAGUCGACGAGAACAAACAAAUCUCUACAGCCGAAGAAGACCGCGCCGAACUAACCAACUACGACGCCAAAGUAUACAAAGCCUCCAAGCAAAUGUCAGAGGCCAUGGGGGCCGAGCUCCGCACAUUACGUAUCCCGUUCUUCUCUAUCAAGAAAGACCUCAUCUCCGAAUCGACUACUAAGACCCCAGAGGGAGCCAGAUCAACGAGUGGGAAUUCCUACGAUCCAAGCAAGCAAUUGCAAUUACUUCCUCUGUCACGUGAAGAAUUGUCCGCCCUUCAAUUGCGAAUGUUGGAGUUGCUGCAGGAUCUUUGCAGGGAGUGAUGUCUGAUGAUGUUGAUGCUUCGCCCGCGUGAUGUAGAAAACAGGACUGGACUGGUUCAUGGACGUGGGUGCCGUCCUGAAAGCUGUUACGGCAUUCCUGAGUGCCCGUGACGUGCAAUGUACCUACGCAAUGGCCCCGAGAUUGUAUCGCAAGUAGUAGUGACGCUGGGACUCUUCCAGCGCAACCACGACGGAUUGGGGCUGACGUUCUUGGCAUGCCAUCUCCGGCGCAGACAGCCUGUCAGCUGAACACACGGUGAAGAUCGUCCCUGGCAUCCUUCGCGCAGGGGAAGCCUACAUACUACGCGUCAUGUGCACUGCGCUCGGGUGGACCGAUGCUCUUGUAUGGACGAUUAUUAUUAUGUACACCCC
Aspergillus ibericus CBS 121593 is the source of this 1313-nucleotide messenger RNA. RefSeq lists its product as uncharacterized. The transcript is spliced from 3 exons. NCBI's taxonomy places the organism in Eukaryota, Fungi, Ascomycota, Eurotiomycetes, Eurotiales, Aspergillaceae. The record is from RefSeq and is a predicted model, not a curated record. The coding region runs from base 69 to 941 and encodes 290 amino acids.